AUGUCUGAAGACAACGUGAUAACGAUUUGUGAGGACAUCAGUACGCUAAGUGAAUGUGCUUUAAGGUCGUUGUCGAAUCUAGCAACAUCUUUUUUCUACCAUAAGAAUGAAAGGCGAUGCAUACUGAUUAAGAAUUCGAACUUUUCACAUGGCGACUACAUACCAGGAUAUCAUCAAUAUAUUUCGGAUGGUAAAGAGAAAAGUCCAAAACGUUGUUAUUAUAAAUUACUGGAUAAAAGUGAAAGUUACUUCACUGAGGCAAAGCGGAAAUGUGAAAUCCAAGGAGGAUAUGUACUAAAAAUAAACUCGGAACAGGAAGCAGACUUUGUGAAGGAAACGUUUCAAGGUUUCACAAUACUGCUCGGAGUCGAGAUACAAAAUAUCACUUACCCGAGGAGACAACAAAGUGAUUUACAUAGCAUUUCUUUCUAA
Molecule: messenger RNA, 432 nt
Organism: Saccostrea echinata
Lineage: Eukaryota; Metazoa; Mollusca; Bivalvia; Ostreida; Ostreidae
Exons: 4
Coding region: 1-432 (143 amino acids)
Source: RefSeq, a predicted model, not a curated record